Molecule: messenger RNA, 3063 nt
Organism: Vanessa tameamea
Lineage: Eukaryota; Metazoa; Arthropoda; Insecta; Lepidoptera; Nymphalidae
Product: NADH-ubiquinone oxidoreductase chain 5-like
Exons: 1
Biological process (GO): ATP synthesis coupled electron transport; electron transport coupled proton transport
Molecular function (GO): NADH dehydrogenase (ubiquinone) activity
Source: RefSeq, a predicted model, not a curated record
CUUUGUUUCAUUAGAUUUUUUUUUUUAUUUUUUUUUAUAUUAAUUAAUUUUUUUAUGAUAAUUUAUUUUAUUAUAAAUAAUAUAGUAAUUUUUUUAGAGUGGGAAAUUAUUUCUUUUAAUUCUAUAGGUAUUGUUAUUUCCAUUUUAUUAGAUUGAAUAUCUUUAUUAUUUAUGAUGUUUGUUUUUUUAAUUUCUUCUUCUGUUAUUUUUUAUAGCAAAAGAUAUAUAAGUUCAGAGUUAAAUUUAAAUCGUUUUAUUAUUUUGGUUUUAUUAUUUGUUUUUUCUAUAAUUUUAUUAAUUAUUAGUCCUAAUAUAAUUAGAAUUUUUUUAGGUUGAGAUGGUUUAGGUUUAGUUUCUUAUUGUUUAAUUAUUUAUUAUCAAAAUAUUAAAUCUUAUAAUGCUGGUAUAUUAACUGCUUUAUCUAAUCGGAUUGGUGAUGUUAUAAUUUUAAUGUUAAUUUCUUGAAUAAUUAAUUAUGGAAGAUGAAAUUUUAUUUUUUAUUUAAAUUUUAUGGGUAAUGAUUAUUCUAUAAAAAUUAUUAGUAUAUUAGUUAUUUUAGCGGCUAUAACUAAGAGAGCUCAGAUUCCUUUUAGUUCUUGAUUACCUGCUGCUAUGGCAGCUCCUACACCUGUUUCUGCUUUAGUUCAUUCAUCUACUUUAGUUACUGCUGGUGUAUAUUUAUUAAUUCGUUUUAAUAAUUUAUUAGUUGAUAUAUUUUUUAUAAAGUUUUUAUUAUUAAUAUCUGGUUUAACAAUAUUUAUGGCUGGUAUUUGUGCUAAUUAUGAGUUUGACUUAAAGAAAAUUAUUGCUCUUUCUACUUUAAGACAAUUAGGUUUAAUAAUAAGAAUUUUAAGAAUAGGUUACGGUGAUUUAGCUUUUUUUCAUUUAUUAACUCAUGCUAUAUUUAAGGCUUUAUUGUUUAUGUGUGCUGGAGUUAUUAUUCACAUAAUAAGAGAUAAUCAAGAUAUUCGUUUAAUAGGUGGAAUUAGAUUAUAUAUUCCUUUAACUUCUUUAUGUAUAAAUAUUUCAAAUUUAGCUUUAUGUGGGAUUCCCUUUUUAGCUGGUUUUUAUUCUAAGGAUAUGGUUUUAGAGUUAGUUAGAAUAAGAAAUUUAAAUUUUUUAGUUUUUUAUUUAUAUUAUGUUUCUACAGGUUUAACGGUAUUUUAUACUAUACGUUUAUUAAUAUAUUUGAUAAUUAAUGAUUUUAAUUUAUUAUCUACUUAUAAUUUAUAUGAUGAGGAUUUUAUUAUAUUAAAAAGUAUGUUUAUAUUAUUAUUUAUGAGUUUAGUUUCAGGUAGAUUUUUAAGUUGAAUAAUUUUUUCUUAUCCUUAUAUAAUUUAUUUACCUUUUAAUAUAAAAAUAAUGGUUAUUUAUUUAACUUUAAUUGGGGUUUUAUUGGGAUUUUUUGUAAGAAAUAUAGGAAUUUAUUCUUUUAAUAAGUUUUUAAAAACAUAUAAUUUAAGUUACUUUUUAACUUUAAUGUGAUUUUUACCUAAUUUAUCUACUUAUAUGUUAAAUUAUAGAAUAUUAGUUUUUGGUCAAAAUUUAUUAAAAAAUAUUGAUAUAGGUUGAGGUGAAUUAUAUAAGAGACGUGGAAUUUUUAAUAUUAUAAAAAAUUAUUCGGUUAUUUUUAAUGUUUAUCAAAUAAAUAAUUUUAAGAUUUAUUUAUUUAGAUUUAUUUUAUGAAUGAUAAUUUUUAUUUUUAUGGUAUUAUUUUAUUUAAAUAGCUUAAAUAAGAGUUUAAUAUUGAAGAUAUUAAGGUGAUUGAUUAAAUCUUUAAAUAUAUAUAUAUAUAUAUAUAUAUAUAUAUAUAUAUAUAUAUAUAUAUAUAUAAAAAUAAAUUAUUUUAUUUUUACAAUGAAAAUGUAAUGUUUUUAUUAAACUAUAUAUAUAUAUAUAUAUAUAUAUAUAUAUAAGAAAUAUUAAUGAUAUUAAUCACUAUUAAUUAAGUUAGCAGCUUAAUUUAUUAUAUUUCUAAUUGGAAUAUUUGAUUCAAUUUUAUCAUUAACAGUGAUAUACCUCUAAUUUGGUUUCAAUUAAUAAAUAAGGAGUAAAUACUCUAUCUUUUAAGUCGAAAUUAAAUGCAAUAUUGCUUCUUAUUUAAGAUAAAUUGAAUAACAAUAUUUUUUGAAUGCAAAUCAAAUGUUUUUAUAAACUAUAAUCCUGAUUAAUUAAUUCAGUUUAAUAUAUUUUGAUUUCAUUCAUGAUAUGUUCCAAUUAAAAGUAUGAUAAUAAAGAAAAAACUAGUUUUAUAUCAAAUUAAAAAAUUAACUAUUUUAAAUGUUGGGAUUAUAGGAAAAAUUAAUACAAUUUCUACAUCAAAAAUUAAAAAAAUUACUGUAAUUAGAAAAAAAUGUAAAGAAAAAGGAAUUCGAGCUAAACAUAUAGGGUCAAAUCCACAUUCAAAUGGGGAACAUUUUUCACGAUCAAGAAAUGAUUUUUUUGAGAUAAUAAAUGAGAUUGUUAUGAAUAUAUUAGAGAUAAUAAUUGUAAUUAAUGAUGUAAAAAUUAAAAUAAUAAUUAUUUAUAUUAAUUAAAAUAUUAAUCUUUUUGAUUGGAAGUCAAAUAUACUAGAUAUAUUAUAUAAAUAGUUAAUUUCCUCAUCAAUAAAUAGAAAUAUAAAGGAAUAAUCAAACAACAUCUACAAAAUGUCAAUAUCAUGCAGCAGCUUCAAAUCCGAAAUGAUGGUUUUUUGAAAAGUGGUUAUUUAAGUGUCGGAUAAAACAGGUAAUUAAAAAGAUUGUUCCAAUAAUAACAUGAAGUCCGUGAAAUCCUGUUGCUAUAAAAAAGAUUGAUCCGUAAAUUCUAUCGGCAAUAGUAAAUGGGGCUUCAAUAUAUUCAUAAGCUUGGAGAAUAGUAAAAUAAAUUCCUAGAAUAAUAGUAAUGAAUAAUCUUUGUGAUGUUUGAGUAAAAUUAUUUUCUAUUAGUGCAUGAUGAGAUCAAGUAAUGGUAAUUCCUGAGGUAAUUAAGAUAAUGGUAUUUAAAAGAGGAAUUUGAAAUGGGUUAAAAGCUAAAAUAUUUGAAGGGGGUCAUAUUAUUCCAAUUUCAAUAUUAGGUGCUAAA